Cyclocybe aegerita is the source of this 1041-nucleotide messenger RNA. NCBI's taxonomy places the organism in Eukaryota, Fungi, Basidiomycota, Agaricomycetes, Agaricales, Hemipholiotaceae. The record is from the annotation of a GenBank genome assembly.
AUGUACAUAUCAUACGAGACGUUGAUAGCCGAUCAAGGCCUAAUCCCACCUCCUUUCUUCAUUGCGGUAUACAUCCCCAUUGAACACUUGUCGACGCUGGCCGCUGCCUUGCACUCCCUUGUCGUCACAUCUUACCAUUCGUUUAACACCCGCCUCGCACAUCAACCGACACCCACACUAUUCGGUAUGAUCAUUUUAAACUCGGAAAGGGAAGAUUUUAUCCCGACGCCCGCGGGUGUCAUGUCCUCGACCGCGAGCGGAUCUAUGAGCAGCUCAGCGCCGAUAGACGCCAACGAUACCUCGCUCUCGGCCUUAAGCACCUUCAUCCUCAAGAUCUACGCGUUCGGAGGCUUGGGACUUAUGGUGUGCGUGGGGUUAUCGGCGAUUGGGCUGUGGGUAUGGACUGUCGUUAUCAAGCGAGAAUUCGCCGACUCUCCGCCGGAGCUCGAGCUGCAUCCCGAGCGGAUGCGCGAAAAAGAGAAGGCGCGCAUCGCCCGUCUCAAAAAGCAGAAAGAGGAGAGAAAGGCGAAGAGGAGGGCGAGAGACGAAAUAUUCACAUUGCCUCCUAUACGACAAGAGCAGAAGAAAACUCGCUCUUCGUCUCUUUCUCCAAACUACAGCGCAAUAACAACCGCUUCGUCUCACCCACCCAUCGUCCGCAAGUCCAGUUUUUCCACUAGUCCCUCCAAAGGCAAGCGCGUGAGCUGGGCCUCAUCGACCUCGACCGUGGAUGGAAAUGGGAAUGCCUCCGAGAAGCCCCUCGAAGACAAGACAUCGCCUGCUGGGCCCAUCAAAUCUCCGUUCCAGUCGGAAUACUCCCUCUUACAGUCCGUCCCAAAAGCACGCACGUCCACCCCGCGCUCCUCCGUCUCCAUCGAAGAACGCUCGCGCCGCGGACAGGAGAUGGUAGCGGCGACGACUCCGGAGGUCGCGUUAGGUUGGGCAGCACCGAAUGAGAACACACCCUGCUCUGACAAUGUGGACCCCUUGGACACUUCUCGACCCUGGAUAGUUUCCCAGGACCAUAGCUACAGGGAUUAG